This is a messenger RNA of Bactrocera neohumeralis, 1188 nucleotides long. Its product is annotated as pickpocket protein 28-like. The record is from RefSeq and is a predicted model, not a curated record. Lineage: Eukaryota; Metazoa; Arthropoda; Insecta; Diptera; Tephritidae. Gene Ontology annotation, cellular component: membrane. The coding region runs from base 1 to 1188 and encodes 395 amino acids. Gene Ontology annotation, biological process: sodium ion transmembrane transport. The transcript is spliced from 4 exons. Gene Ontology annotation, molecular function: ligand-gated sodium channel activity.
AUGCUCGUGAGCAUUAAUCCGAAGUAUACGAAAAUUACAGACGAUCCGUUCCCAGCAGUUACCAUUUGCAAUCUUAAUCAAGCGUAUAAAGCAAAGGUUCAGCAAUUUUCAAUCGAUUCGUACGAAUAUACCAAAACACAAAUGCUCUGCAAGCGUGAGGUCAAUCUAACGGUAGCUGAUGCCAUUAAGGAUUGGAGUGAUUUGAGAGAUUUUAUACACGAAAUCUCACAGCCCUGCAGUAAAAUGCUACUGAAAUGUAAAUACGCCGGAGUAAUCUUUAACUGUACAGAACUUUUUCGCCCCAUUAUCACUGACAAUGGACUUUGCUGCACCUUCAAUAUGAUAGAUCCGAAAUUUAUGUUCCGGGAUUUUAACAGCAAAGCGUAUAUUUAUUUGAAUUAUAACUAUCCCGAAGGAUACGUGCCAGUUGAUUGGAGUUCAGAGGCAGGUUAUCCUAACGAUUUACCCGAAAAAUUCAUACCAAUGAAAAGUGUAGGCACAGGCGAAAGUGUAGGACUCGGCCUAAUACUGGAUGUUGAAAGCGAGGAAUAUUACUGUUCAGCAUCAGAUAGCAUUGGUUUUAAAAUCCUACUACACAAUCCACUCGAAGUGCCGAACAUGCACGAAAUUGGUCUUUUACUUUCGGCUGGACUAGAGACGAAAAUUCGCAUACAACCCGAAAAAGUCGAGUCGGAAAAGUACCUUCGUUACAUCAACAAAAAUGCACGAAAAUGCUUAUUCGAAAACGAAAAGCGUUUGAAAAUGUAUAUUGAAUAUACGCAACGGAAUUGUGGUAUCGAAUGCUGUGUCGCCGAAAUAUUAGAAAAGUGUGGCUGUGUGCCGCACUACGUGCCAAAGUUUUCCGGCAAUGAAACCACAUGUAGCAUGAGUGCGUACAAAUGUGCUGAACGGACUCGUAUAGAAACAAUGCUAAUAGACAACAUGAGAAGAGAUUGCUCCGAUGUCUGCCUACCAUCUUGCAAUGAUCUCUCCUAUAUGCCGACAUUAUUCUCUGCACCCUUAAUUCUUUCCGGCUUUCAAAAUGAUAAUAUCAAAGCAAAUAUUAGCAAUACUUAUUUGGAGAAAAAUAUUGCUGUUGUGAAUAUUUACUUUAAAGACACUAUCUACAGGAGCCAGAAAAAUUCGGAUUUUAUUGGAAUAACGGAUUUUUUAUGUGAGACAUUAUAA